Lynx canadensis (Canada lynx) is the source of this 847-nucleotide messenger RNA. RefSeq lists its product as uncharacterized. Gene Ontology annotation, cellular component: external side of plasma membrane; blood microparticle; immunoglobulin complex, circulating. Gene Ontology annotation, biological process: positive regulation of B cell activation; defense response to bacterium; innate immune response. The transcript has 6 exons. Lineage: Eukaryota; Metazoa; Chordata; Mammalia; Carnivora; Felidae. Bases 71 to 847 code for a protein of 258 amino acids. The record is from RefSeq and is a predicted model, not a curated record. Gene Ontology annotation, molecular function: immunoglobulin receptor binding; antigen binding.
UGUGUUCCCCAGCCCCGGGAGUCCCAGGUGUUCCCAUUCUGUGAUCAGCACAGAACACACACACCUCACCAUGGAGACUGUGCUGGGCUGGGUUUUCCUGGUUGCUCUUUUAAAAGGUGUCCAGUGGGACGUGCAGCUGGUGGAGUCUGGGGGAGACCUGGUGCAGCCUGGGGGCUGGGAGACGAGCGCCAGCCCCAGGAGUCCCAGGUGUUCCCAUUCUGUGAUCAGCACAGAACACACACACCUCACCAUGGAGUUUCUGCUGGGCUGGGUGUUCCUGGUUGCUCUUUUAAAAGGUGUCCAGUGUGACGUGCAGCUGGUGGAGUCUGGGGGAGACCUGGCGAAGCCUGGGGGGACCCUGAGACUCACCUGUGUGGCCUCUGGAUUCACCUUCAGUAGCUAUGGAAUGAGCUGGGUCCGCCAGGCUCCAGGGAAGGGGCUGCAGUGGGUCGCAGCAAUUAGUGGUAGUGGAGGUAGCACAGGCUACGCAGACUCCGUGAAGGGCCGAUUCACCAUCUCCAGAGACAACGCCAAGAACACGCUGUAUCUGCAGAUGAACAGCCUGAAGACCGAGGACACGUCCACAUAUUACUGUGCGAAAGACACAGUGAGGGGACAUCACUGGGAGCCCAGACACAAACCUCCCUGCAGGAGGGGAUCAGCACUACCAGGGGGCGCACAUUAUGCACAAUUCUCCUUUGUGUUCCCAGGCACAGGUGCAGAUGGAGGUUACAGGCAGGAUUCCCAGAUGCGCUCCCUGUGCAACCAGGACCACAGGAUCCCACAGCUCCUCCUUAUCCUCACCCAGCCCUUGUCCCAGUCAACCAACGUGACACUUUCUUCAUAG